Messenger RNA from Naumovozyma castellii, 1989 nucleotides. RefSeq lists its product as uncharacterized. The record is from RefSeq and is a predicted model, not a curated record. Bases 1 to 1989 code for a protein of 662 amino acids. The transcript has a single exon. NCBI's taxonomy places the organism in Eukaryota, Fungi, Ascomycota, Saccharomycetes, Saccharomycetales, Saccharomycetaceae.
AUGAAUGUUAACACUGAUGUUCCAUUCGAGGAUGAUACGAAUAUAGAUGAAUAUGCUGAAAAUAUAGCCCUACAAGAUUUAACGAACAAUAAAAUAACCGCUACUGCUGGAAAUGAACAGGAGAGGGAGACGUGGCUUUUAUUAAAAGAAUCCAAUCCAUUUAAGAAGUUUUUUUACAGAGUAUGGUAUGGACCAGACGAACCUUCCGAUGAACGACCAACAUUUCCUUUAAAGUGGCAGUGGACGAAAUCUUUGGACGAAUGGCCCUUAGAAUCGUUCCAAAAACGGUUCCCAAAUAAAACAAUUAGAUUCAUUCUAUUGACCGUAUAUUGCUCUAUUUGGUUUGUCGUGCUUUUUGCAUUUAUACAUCCAUAUUUGAUUAGACCACCAUAUUUGUAUCCAAAUAAUGGUACAGAGAAAGUUCCAAUCUUAUCACUAAGUUGUAACUCAUAUUUGAAUUGGGAAGGAACAAAUAAUGCAUGUGGGCUCGACGCAAAGAUGUGUGGCCCAUUUGACGGGAAGGAAUAUCUAAUUAGAUGUCCUGCCUUGUGUGAUAGAGGAGGUUGGACGUAUUCAGCUGUUGCUGUAGGUCCAGAUAGGAUUAAAUAUCGUGGGUAUGAAAUUGGAGGAGGUCCGGUCUACGAUGAAUCUCAUCCAGAGUUAUUAUCGUACCCAUAUCGAGCUGAUUCAUAUCCAUGUGCAGCUUCUGUUCACGCUGGAGUCAUAUCGCCCUUGUUUGGGGGCUGUGCUAAAUUAUCAACAAAUAAAUUGACGACAUCCUUUCCUCCAAAAGAGGGAAAACACGGAACAGGGUAUUCAAUAGCAUUUGACUCAUUCUUUCCUGGUUCAUAUUCUUUCAAGGAAAUUCAAGAGGGUAUCGCAUCUGGUUGUUACGAUCCACGGUUGAUUGUAGUUAUGGUCAGCAUUAUCUUCGGCUUACCAGUCUUUUAUAUUUAUGAAAGUAUCUACGGAUUCUGGAUAAAUACUAUUGUGGCAUAUUGGGUGCUUGUACUGGCACUAGAUCCACCGUUGUUAACUGAUGCUCAUGAUUCCGCAAGUGUUUAUCAAUUAUUUAGUGUUGGAUUCCAACGAUUGCUGCCUCUCUGCUUCGUCUUAUACGUAGUUUGGAAAUGUGCCGUAAAAAGAACCUUAGGAGAAGGUUCUCCUUUAGCCAAAAUCAUAUUAUGGUAUCCUACAUUUUGGCUGGGCACAAUGAAUAAUAUUACUUUUGAUAGAUUACCGGUAGAUAGACUUACAGCAAAGGACUUGAAAGAACAAGCAGGUGCUUUAACUGCAGUAGGUUCCAUUGCGGCUACAAUACUGGUAUGUGCCAUAAUCCAAGCGUAUUCACUUUGGAAAUCAGGAAGAUUUAGAAAAUACUUCAAAAUAUACAUUUCAAUGAUUUGCGGACUUGUGGUUCUUGGAAACAUACCAGGAUUAAAUUUAAGAAUUCACCAUUACAUUUUAGGUACUAUGCUGGUACCUGGUUGUGCAACAAGAGGAUCAUCGGCUUACUUAUUCCAAGGAAUCUUGGUAGGAUUGAUUCUUUCCGGUGUGUCUAGAUGGGAUUUUGCUAGCAUUGUUGAGACAGAUGUCGCUUUACUCAGAGGUGAAGCAGGUGCGCUAUUAAAACCUCCAUCUUUUGUAUUUAAUACGUCAUACCCACAUUCCCUCUCAUGGAUAGCAAAUCAAAAUGAAACAGACCACACAGGUCUCAUUGACGGGUAUUCACUUCUAAUCAAUGAUUUUGAAGCUUAUGUUGGGAAAAACACUUCACUGGAUUUAGAUAUCCUCAGAGAGGAAAACGAGGAACUAUCAUUUAUGAUUAAUGAAGCGUUAAGUGUUUCGAACGGAACCGUUCCCUUAUAUUUAAGAUUGGCGAGAGCUUCAGUUAGAACCCCAGCAAAGAACCGUGGUGACUAUACGAAUGCAGGGAUUCUUGAAUGGCCAAAUGGAAAUUGGACCGCCCCCGAACCUGGUGUUUCAUGA